UUUGUUUUGUUUUUUUCUUUUUUAGAGAAGAGUAAUAGUCUGACGGCGCACUGACAGCUCGGCUUCUUGUGCAGUGUCCAGUAUUAGACGUCGGCCGGGGGAUUUCUAUGCGGUCCAUCAUGUUUGAUCACGAUGGACGCAUAUUUCCCUCAUCUUGGCCGCGCUGUCAAUGCGUUUCUUUGCCAUUCCUGCGCUUGGCUCUUCAGGGCAUGGAGCGCCAGGCGCGUUCGCUCGAAAAGGAACCUGUUGAUCGCGAGCGCCUGUUUUAUAUAUCUGUUUUUUAUCUUCACUCGCGCGGAAGAUGUUUUGCCAUGGAACAAGCCAGCUGAAAGACUAAAUCUGAAAAAAACACCUGGCGCACAGUGGUCAAAUGUCGCAGUCCAUCCAGAAUUGGAUCGCAACCCACCUGAGGAAAUGUAUUUGGAGCACAACAGUUCAAGCAUACAGCCCAACGUCGUGUACAUAACCCUGAAGUCCAAAAGGAGUAAACCUGCCAAUAUCAGAGGAACAGUAAGGCCGAAGUUCAGGAAGAAGCGCACGCUUAAAAAUGUACAAAGGGGCGCGCAAAUGCCAGGGAACCCCGAUUUCAUGGCGCAGGACCCGGGAACGCAGAAACAGUUUACCAAGGGAGGAAGGGAUGUGCCAACAAGGAUUAAAAAAGUGGCAACCCACCCCGGUGGGCAGAGAGAAGCGCAGGAGAGUAACAUAAGGAUUUACAGCGAAAGCCCACCGCCCUGGUUAAGCAGAGAAGACUUAAGCGCGCUGAGGUUUUUAGCGGACUGCAACAUCGCGCAAGUCCGACACCUUCCAUUUACCCAGCGCUCUCAUCUGCGGCUGUUUGACUCCGAGCCUUCAGACCAAAGCAGCACAGAGAGAUCGGACAGAGCCGCCUGUCGAGGGCGUUGCGGUCUCAUUAAAAGUCCAAUGGAUAUGAGCGAAGUGUUUGCUUUUCACUUGGAUCGGAUAUUAGGGCUGAACCGGACCCUCCCGGCCGUUAGCAGACGUUUCAGCUUCCUUCAAGGUGGCCAUCCUUGUCCUGCAAUUCUAUGGGACUCCUCUCUUUUGCCAGCAGACAAUGAAGAGCAGUCCACAGUAAGACUGACCUGGAAAACGUACCAGAACUCUCUUAAACAGAAAUGUUGGCAUCGUGGCAUAGUGCCUAAAGCAGAAUGGGGAUGUGCAGACGUACAUCACUACGAAUGGAGCAAACUGACUCUCUUUGAUUUCUUGCUGCAGAUUUACAAUCGCCUAGACAGGAACUGUUGUGGGUUUAAACCACGGAAGGAAGAUUCCUGUGUUGAGAAUCUCCGGUACCUGAACUGUAGCAGUCAGGAUGAUAUUAAACUUGUUCAUAUCAUCCAGAGGAGUCUUGAUCCUAGGCAUCUGGUUUUUAUUGAUAAUAAAGGUUAUUUUGACAGAGAUGAAGAUAAUCUCGAUUUUAAAUUGCUGGAAGGAAUUAAAGAAUUUCCUGAAUCUGCGGUUUCUGUGCUGAAGGGUCAGACCUUACGCCAGAAGCUCCUGCAAUCGUUGUUCCUUGAUAAGGUUUACUGGGAAAGCCAGGGAGGCCGUCAAGGAAUCGAGAGGUUAAUUGAUGUCAUCGAAAGAAGAGCAAAGAUUCUCCUCACUUACAUUAAUGCACAUGGGAUUAAAGUGAUACCAAUGAAUGAAUAACUGAAAAGACACCGUUUUGGAAAUCAAUUCUCCAUUUGUACUGGAGUCACGUCUGGGAUUUGCUUCCAUCUUGCGCUCAGUGCCACUGGGAUAAACUUUGGCCCAGUGACCAUGUGCGGGUUUGAUGGCAGAUGUGUGGACUUUCUCCUUGCACAUAAGGAAUUAUCAACAUAACUGUCAUGUAGCAGCCAGUGCAAUUUUUCAAUACUGCACUGAUCGGACAUUGGGAGAUCUUAAUCGGGAGGAACAUAUAAAGCACUUGUAUUAAAAAAUUGUAAAAUUGCACUCUGAACUUUGCUUACAGUAUUAAAAUAAUAUGUUUUUAUACUUC
Messenger RNA from Erpetoichthys calabaricus (reedfish), 2002 nucleotides. RefSeq names its product golgi associated kinase 1B (gene gask1b). The record is from RefSeq and is a predicted model, not a curated record. Bases 133 to 1671 code for a protein of 512 amino acids. The transcript is spliced from 4 exons. NCBI's taxonomy places the organism in Eukaryota, Metazoa, Chordata, Cladistia, Polypteriformes, Polypteridae. Gene Ontology annotation, cellular component: Golgi apparatus.